Molecule: messenger RNA, 5612 nt
Organism: Helicoverpa zea (corn earworm)
Lineage: Eukaryota; Metazoa; Arthropoda; Insecta; Lepidoptera; Noctuidae
Gene: cpx
Product: complexin
Exons: 6
Coding region: 200-625 (141 amino acids)
Biological process (GO): neurotransmitter transport; synaptic vesicle exocytosis; regulation of neurotransmitter secretion
Cellular component (GO): terminal bouton; SNARE complex
Molecular function (GO): syntaxin binding
Source: RefSeq, a predicted model, not a curated record
UCGAUCGACGCGGCCAGUCGGCGCCGGGCCAUCGCGCGGGACGCACGUAUCGCGACCGCCUCCGACACACGAAUAACCUCACUGGCCACUCGCUGUCGACACCACCGACCAUCAACACCUCGCGUUGUACCAGCGAGCCAUCGGUCCCGCACCUUUUACAUUUUACUAAGUUGAGGCAGUAGCGCAGUAAGCAGACAAGAUGGCGGCCUUCGUAGCCAAGCAGAUGGUCGGCAACAAAUUGAGUGCUGUCAAAGGAGCAGUAGGCGGUGAUGGAGAUGACAGCGACGAUAAGGAGAAGGAAGAAGAAGCGGAACGUGAACGGCAAGAAGCCAUCCGCGAGGCCGAGGAGCGGCGCAAGGAGAAGCACCGCAAGAUGGAGGAGGAGCGAGAGAAGAUGCGCCAGGAGAUCCGGGAUAAGUACAAAAUCCCCAAGAAGGAGGAGGUGGUGGAACAGCAGCAAGCCGAGCCCGACAACCCGCUCAUGAGGAAGAAGAAGACUCCCGAGGAACUGGCCGCUGAGGCGGAGCUUGAAGACCAGGACGAGUUCACCAAACUGAAAAACACCAUCGAAACGCAAGUGAAUGAACUAAAGUCGCAGAUCGAGAGCAAGUGCGUGAUGCAGUGAGCGCCUCUCGACUAAUGUAAACUAUCUGAAUACAUGAUGUAGCUGAGCUAAGGUCAUUGUUACGACGAUGUUUCACCACCCCUGUAUACACCUCACCACCCCCACACGACCCCCGAAUAGCGAAUAAUAAACAACCAAAAACAAUAACAAUUUCGUUCGGACGUAUCAACCAAUCAUUCGCGCUCAACAUUUUUGUAGGAGAGAUUCGAAUUCUAAAUUUUUUCGGAACGUAGUUGGCUAGUGGCGCGUUGGUGCUUGAUAAUAAGCAAUAAUAUUUUUAUACAUUCAUAAAAAAUGUUGGAAGGCAGCCCUCGAUACAACUGUGAAGCGCGUUUCUGAACGUAUGGUCAAAAAGUCAUUAACUACCGAGCGGCACACGAAGCACUCGUGAAACAAUCCGUUUUAUAUGUUCAAGCUUGUGAUAUAUUGUUAUUUAAGUGUAAAGUUGAAAUAAUAUAAAUACAACUAGAACGAAACGGUGUAAUCUAUUUAAAAAUGGAAGAAAAUUAUUAUAAGGAAUUGUAGCACGCGUGUAGACUCGACAAUCGACAAUUCGACUAUUCAUCGCCUUCUCUUCUCUAUUUGGCACUUACAUUGAAAUAACAAUGUAUUCGGUCCUCCGAUAUUUGUUUCAUCCAAAUUCCAGGCUUGCGGCGCUCUGUCGCGUCUGCGAUCGCUUCAGCCCUUCGACUUUUGCCUCAAAAUCUUUUGCAUGCGUGCUUAUGCAGUGUUAAUCUAUGUGUCAAUGUAAUUUUGUUUAGGUGUACAUACCUGUAAUCGACCUAGCCUUAAUAUCCACAUCGAAUAUAAUAGGUAAUUGUUAUGGCGGCUCCGAGUCCCGCCGCGACCGCUGUCGUUGUCCAAUACUUUCUUGCAUGUUUAAUAUAAGAGUCAAUGUUCAUUUAGUGUUUAAUGUGUAACAUGUUGUAGAUAAACAAGUGAUUCGCGUUGUGUUACCGUUGCGCCGACGAGCGUUGUUCUAAUCUAAUGUUUUAUCGAUGUUUUACGCUUAGGUAUUAAAGUUAAAUAACACAUUGUGGUGUGAGCAAAUUAUUCGAGCGAUUACGCCAUCCUGGACUGGGAUAGGGAUGGGCAAGGUUUGUUAUCGACAGAGCGAUCUGACGAGGCAUCGAGGCAGUACAUACGCGGGACGUUGACACAUACGAGGCGAGGCAGGGAUGCGGGGAGAGCGAGCAGGCGUGUCGUGCUAAUUGUUCGAACAAUGUUGUCCACAUAGUUAUAAAGCUGCAAAUGCAAAAGAUUUGUUAUCGUCAAAAGCUGUGAUAUAUGAAUAUAAUAAACUAAAGCGCGCAAUGCGACGACCGCUCGCGCUCUUAGCUUCUUCAAUCUUUCAAUCUUCAAUGUUCGACACGAAACUAUCAUUCUACCUUCUAGUAGAUCGUACCUAUUCGGAUUACAAUCUCUUCAAUCAGCACAUCAUGUAUUUUAUAUAUUUUAGUUGUAUCUUCUUCACACGCGAUGCUUUUUGCUAUUGAUAGUCUAUUAUAGUAAGUUCUUGAAGUAGAUAUCUUAUGUAUAGAUCUCAUGUGAUAGCUGAAGUGGUACAUUAUACAUGUUUGACGUUACGUAACCGUGUCCGUUUAUGAUAAUUGUAUGACUUACACAAACAUAGGUAUCUGUAUAGGUUAAUUUAUUACUUUAAAAUUGGAUAUAUUAUACAGUUAUUUAAGUACAACAGGAAUAAGGACACUGACACCAAGCUGAAUAGUUUACAUCGAUACCGCAUCGCUAACGAGUCGAGCAGUCGGCUGUUAGUCGAUGUAUCGAGUUGAACAAAUCGCAUCGCGUGUUAACACUAAGAUUAUUUUAGAUAUUUCACUUACACAUGUAUUGUAACUGCUUGCUUACUUUACGUUAAACUGACAUCCUGUCAAUUACACCUACCUUCUCUUCACACAUAUACUAUUCAAUAUACAAACAUGUAAAUAAAAAGUAAUAAUUUCAGAUUGUUUAUUGAGAAUGCUACUAUUUUUCUGAAGUAUAAGAAUCGACUAUUUUUCGCACUGUACUGCACUCGAUAUAUUUUCAUAGCUUGUUUCAUAGUUACCUGAUUUGGAGCACGCAUUGCUGUACUGUAAGACGGGCAUUACUAUCAGGCCCCCUCCGGCCACGUCACUAAUAUAAGUCAUUAAAUAUAACUUUAAAUUUCACAAUGUAUGUGUGGUUAGUCUAGGUAUUAAUGAUAUAAACAUAGUUCUACCGUAUGUGCAUGGCAAAUCUAGCUAAAUGGUUGUAUGUAGACAUUCAAUACAAUAAUAGUUGUUAAGUCUAUUGGACCUGUCUGAUGACCAAAUUUCGAUCGAAUCUAUCUUUCCUUACAUUCCUCUUGUGUGUUAGAAUACUAAUCUAUAACCUUUGUCUAUAUCUUCAAUCUAUCGUAGUUUAGUCUGCGUUCUACGUUGUUGACUCUCAAGUAGUAAUAGUUUAGAUAAAAACGUUAUUUUGGUAUAGAACGAUCUGUAUUCGGGAGUGUGGACUUACUGUCACUAAUUUAAAAUUAACGGAACUUGCAUGCUCUGCGCUGUCAGUGAGCUGUCACCAUGACAUUUAAACGUCACUGUCAGAAGUUGUGAGUACAUGAUUGGCUGUCAGCGGGCUGUCGGCGUAGAGCGGUGCGAGUUCGAAGUUGGAAUAAGUUGUGAAGUUUGUUGCAUGGCGUGUUGGCGAGUGUGCUGAGCUCUUGGCGUGUUGGUGUCGUUCUCUCUUAAGUCUUGUUUCGAGCUGUUUGUUAACAUAAUGUUUAGACGCUUCUAUUAAUGUGUAUAUUUAAGCUUUCGAUGUUCAGUGUAUAGUUCAUAGUAUAAUGUUGCUUCACUGCGCCAUUUCUUAAGGAAUUUGGGUGAUAUCAAAUGGUUGUUGAAUUCUCUCGUAGAGCCGAACGACUCUCUAAGGACUUGUUUUAUUUUGUAAAGUAUUAAUAACAAAAUUAAUGUAACACAUCGAUCUCUUCGCCCUUCUUGUCUUUCAUAGUGUAAUUAACUGUUCACACAACAAUAUAUAUUUCUUUUUAUAAUAUUAUAGUGAAUUUAUAAAGAGGUUUAUACAAGGUAGAUGUGUAGUUUAGACAUAAAGAGGAUAAAUGUAAAAUCAAAAUUUUUGAAAAGAAUAUUAUGAUAAUUUCCGUGAAAGCCCGUAGUGUUAAUUUUAAGGAAUCCAAGAUGUCGCGACCAAUUUUUUAUAUUUUUUGCCACGAGGAAGAUAAUUGAUGAAACAGUUGGAUAUUUUCAAUCUUAUGACUCUCAUACUCAGGGUAAUAUACUAUUUAUAGUUAUUUGUUCAUAGUUUGAUUUAGAUCGUUUAGGUAUGAAACGUAUGACUUUUUGGCCUACGAAGGCUUUACUAAACCUUUCUUCUAAAGUUUUCCCUCUAUAUGUAACCCUUUGACCCAAACGGUAGAACGUCUUGAUAUUUCACUGUUGUUCUUAAAUCCUUAGAGGAGUUAUGAAAUGGUAGACUAAAUUACAUUUUACGACAUAACUUGUUAAACUUAUUAAAUAAACUAGCCUAUUGAUAGUUGCACUAGGUAUAAUGUUAGGGGCACGACAGAUGGUGCAUUUGUUCUGACACGACACGUCGAGACAAACCGAAGGAGUUUACACCUGAGAGGCGCGAGAUAAGACUAAUACAGUACAAAUGCAUCACUACAGAAAUUGCAGAGACAGGAGGAGUGUCGGAAGACUUAUCAUCUGGACUCUUACAUAUAUUAGAAUGUUGUUAUCACACUAGAGAAAGAGUUAUGAUCAAAGAAGAGAUUUGUUGUUUUGUUGAAAUAAAAAAGUUCAGAUGAUAGCCCUGCCGACACUCGAACAUUUCAAAAACUGUUCGUUACAUCCAAAGACAACAGAACGAAAUGAGGUCGGUGAUUACAAUCUAGCAUAGACAAUUAGAGACAACGACACUGUAACACACACUCAAGAGCUUUUACACUAAACGCCAGUAUUCAGUUAACGUUACUUUUGAGUCUCGGGCGGCGCAGCAGCUACAAAGAACUGAUCUAAAGUGCCACAGACAAUCAAUAUUGCGCUAACAAUUUGUUUUACUCUCUCUGCGCUGUCGGUGAAACGUUUUGAUGUGAUUCUAUAUAGUUUUAAAAACAUAUGUUAUCACGCUGGGGGCUUGUCAGCCGUUGUGAUGACGGCGCCUCCGGUCGUUUAUUGUUUGUAUAUUAUAGUUAUUGGCCAACAACACACUAGUUCGUUAGCUUUUAAUAUUAGUGACAUUAUAGUGUUAAAAUUGCAAGUUUACAGAAUGUAUAAAAUUCCAAGGAAAACCAUUAAGUACUCAUAUAUGAACGGGGUUCAUAUGUAUGUUGUCUUGUUAUAUUAAAGAAGAAAAGGUUAGUAGUUUAUCCACAAUUAAAUGUAAACUUAGGGAUUAUGGAUGAAUAACGAAAAAGGUUAUUGUUGAAAAAUGUUUUUAGGUAAUUAAAAAAACGGAUUGAGCUUCUGUAACACCUUGUUGUUAACAAUAAGUUAGGUUUAUUUGCAAUAAGGCAGCGGUACACGGCCCAUUCAAAUAUCCUGCAUGGAUACCUACAAACUAGUAUUGAAGAAGCUACUUUGGACAAUGUUAAUAUCAGCCGUUUACAUUCAUAAGAUCAGUAAACAUACAAAUAACCUUGCUUUAAUCGAGGCGAUCCAUUCAUAACAUCGCCCAAGUCGAAUAGGCCGUGUAAGCUGCAGCUAUCUUCUGGCUGUAUACAAACUGCCGUAAUAAACUCUAUUCUUAUAUGAAUAAGGUUAGUUUUCCUUUCACGACUGUAUCACUGUAGGACAUAGAACGCUUUUUCGCUACCACUUCGUUCGCCAUUACUGUUGCGGAGCAUUGUUACAUUUAUUUACAAGGACCCGAUUAGUUAUUGUAUAAAAGUUUAGAGGUAGCCAUUUUCAUAUGUACGUUGAGUUAAAUGUGAAAAUGGUUUAUCUAACAUGUUGUUAAAUAAUAAAUAAACUACAUUGUACCACUA